CCUCUUAGCUCAUGCAGACCACAACUAUAAACAAGCGGUGCAGCUUCUCCGGUGUGCUAACGCUAAGCUAACCAACUUUCUUUCCCAGUCAGUGGGUUCAAGUAGGUCAGCCUCUCCAUUAGAAGUCAUCUCCAACAGCCAGAAUUGAAGACAGUGACCUGACCAAUGGACCACAGCAGUGUCAGCUCAGAAAACAAGAGGAUCCCUUUCUGUGUAGAUCAUGAAUGACAAACUAGUCUUCUUGGGCCUGCUUUACUUUGUCCAGGGCAUUCCCUAUGGUCUCCAAUCUUCCCUGCUUCCCGUCUACCUGCGUGGAGCUGGUCAUUCCCUCACCCGUAUUGGAUUCACCAAGAUCCUCUACUUCCCCUGGGUCCUCAAAGUGCUCUGGGCCCCUUUAGUGGACCGGGUGGGCACCAAGCGUCGCUGGCUGGUGGCGACAGUCUCUGGUCUGGCUCUGACAUGCCUCUCCAGUGCUGCCUUGGCCCCAGAAGCACAUAUCUGGGGAGUGGCAGGGACCCUGUUAGCCAUGAACAGUUUGGCCUCAGUACAGGAUAUAGCAGUCGACGGGGCCGCCGUGGGGUUGUUGAAAGGUCGCGGGGAGCUGGGGCUGGGCAACACAGCCCAAGUCGUGGGCUAUAAAGCUGGAUCGGUGUUUGCCGGUGGUGGGCUGCUGGCCGUGAUCGACGUGGCUGGUUGGAGCUGGAUGUUCAUGUUGCUGACGUUUGUGUAUGCAGGCGUGGCCCUGUUUGUGUGGGGGGCCCCUGUGCUGGAUGACGAGACUGUGAGGGGCCAGCAGGCUGAUGGCAGCAGGAGAGGAGGGCAGGGAGCAGACGCUAUGAGGCCAUGGAGGGUGUGGAGAAAGCUGCUGGCAGUGCCCGGCACCCCUUGGACGGUUCUGUAUGUGCUGACAUACAAACUAGGUGAGCAGGGUGCAGUUACCAUGUUUCCUCUUUUCCUAUUGGAUCAUCACAUGACCGCCAGGGAGCUCGGCUUCUGGAACGGCGUUAUCGCCAUGGGCUUCUCCAUCUGUGGGUCGUCCCUCGGAGGCCUGCUGCUCGCUCAGUUCAGCAUCGGGGCUCUGAUGCGACGUGUGUUCGUGUUGCGAACCAUCAGCAUGGUCUUCCAGAGCUCUCUACUCACUGUACUAGAACCAUCACCACUCAUGAAAGGUAUGGCCGUCUUGAGCAUGAGUGUUCAACACUUCUUGGGCGGUCUCAUCACCACGCUCACCUUCACUACCAUGAUGCAUUGCACUCAAAGGGCUGAGGAAAGCAUUCAGGCGACUCACUACAGUUUCCUGGCGACUCUGGAGGUGCUGGGCAAGCUGACGUUCAGCGCUCUGGCCGGAGGCGUAGUGGAUUGGUUCGGUUUCCAAGUUGCCUUCCUCUUCUUCCUCACGCUCUCCGCUGGGACGGCCCUGCAUGUGUGGACGGCUACAUUCACUGGUGCUCUCAGGGAACACCAGCUCAAAGAACAGCCUAAGUGAGAUCAGGAUCAGGGUGAACAGUCCUGAUACGGGGCGUCUGCUGGUGCUGAUAAUGAGUUAAACCAUCCGUAUUCAGACUGAAAAGUCCUUGGAUCGCAUUAAAUGUUAGCACUCAUGACUUUAGCAUAUCUUUUCAGUAAAGAAAUUUUUGAAUAAGUUUCUUGUUCGGCCAUUUUUAAGGAGAAAUCAGCCAUGCAGUUAAGUACUAUACUCUGUUACAGAGUGUGUUUUUUGUCAAAUCACUGGCAAAACUGGCCUUAUGUUUUAUUUAUUUUGCAUUGGAAAUGUCUGGAAAAGUCAUAAUAUUUACACCAGUGUAAGGAACGUUUGCAUAUGCUCUUAAAGAAAGGAUGAGUAUUGUUGUAUUGGGUUUGGGAAAUAUAAUCCAAGUCGUUUGUAUCAUCUGAGCCAUUUUAAUGUUUUAAUGAGCCAGCAAUAAGAGCUGUAGCCAAAAGCAAUAUCGCUUCUUUGUGAUGCUUGUUCCAUGAUAUGGUAUUGUAUAAGAAUAUGUUAGUCAUUCUCCUGAGUUCUAUGGUUUACAGUUAAUCUCUACUACCUCGUAUCAGCUCUGUAUGGUACGAUACACAGGAGGUGAAAGUACAGUAGCUGCACCAAGUAGAAGAUACAUUCAUUGCAACACACAUUGACUAGGUUAUCUAAGCCACAGUUAGCCAAAGUAGGUUAGUUACUGCACAAAUUUCAUUUUAGAAAAGGUAAUAAAAAAUACACUUCAACUGUUGAAUAAUGAGCAUUUGUUCUGUUGAAUUAAUUUCCGGUUGGGAACAGGAUACCCUGAGCCUAAACCUGAGCCUUACAAACUGCAUGGUGCCAUGUUGUCUCAGUUUUUCAGUUGAAGAUUCAGACCUGUCAAUAAACUCUGAAAACAACUUUAUAAAACCUGAAAGACCAAUAGAUAAUAUUCACAUGGUGGCCAUUUUCCUCUGAUGUAACACUCAGGGUGGGAAGCUCAAAUGUCUUACUGCUGUGUUGCAGAUUGUUCUAUAAACAUAGGGAAUCUGACAAAUUUCUGUCAUUUCACUGCUGCUCUGAUAGGGUUGCCGUGGUGAUGCAGUUGUCCCACCAACUAAUAAGCUCCUGACGACAGAGGUAUAACCAGGCACACUAGGCUCCUUACAAAAAAAAAUACACCCAGGAUCUGUGUUAGUUUGAUUAAACCAUUACAUUUUCUGCUGCACAUUAAAAGCUUUUAACUGACAUAAUACAGGUUGACUUUUAUAUGAUGUAGUCUAGUCACAGGGAAUGCAAUGAGUUUGGCAGCAGAGUGGUAGUUUCUACUUCACCUGCUUCCAAGUUGUGUGGAGAAGAAAUAAAGUCUAUAAAGGUCUAAAAGCUCCAGCAGCACUUGCAGUAUAGUUAUAGCACUGUAGUAUGUACAACAUUAUCAUUAACUAUAUUACCAGGUUCCCUAUUAAAAUUGGAUAUAAAUCCAAAAUAUUGUCUGCUUUUGCAUUUUGCCUUGACAACAAGACCUUCGCCAUUGUCUUGUUGAUCAACUCCUCUUACUCUUGUCACGUCAAAGGUGAAAUGUGACUCCUGUUACUCUGCGCUGCAACUCUGCUGCUGGCGCUGCUGCUGUACAGAGGGGAAACCUUCUGCUCAUAAACGUUUGUGAAAAAGCAAAACAGUGAUGGGGUGGUGGGUAAGUAAUGUAAUCGGUGUAAGCCCGAACAACGUGUAACACCAACUGCCACAGCAAGACUACCCGCUUAUUGGAGAGCACCUGUCGAGACAAUGGAAAGUGCAAAUCUGGAGGGACAGUUUGCCUCAUUUCAAAGUGAUUUAUUAGCUUCUAUUAACGUUCAGCCAUUAAGCAUUCAGCCACUUCCUAGCUAACAUUAACAUUUGAUAGUGUUACACAAGUCAAGAGGAAAGGCAUAACUAAUUUAAAAUAUCAAGGCACAUCUUGGGCACAUUUAUUUGAGCUUGGGUUUGAAACACACAGUGAUGUUAGUUGGGAAAAGGUUAAAUGCUAACGUUGGCUGAUGGGUUAUCAAAUAUGUUGUUUUAUCUUAACUAUGGCCCAUGUCCCUCCAAAUUUUCACUGACAUCUUUUUGGUUGCUCAUCAAUCAUCCAGGUGAUUUUACACCUCAAACCUCUUGAAGUUUGCAAACUCUCUUGGCUUCAUGCACCGCUAGGCAGCUUUCACAGGAUUGAACGCAGCUCCGAUAGUGUAACCAGAUUUUACAUUUUUGUAUCCCAGGUCAAACCAACUAAGUUUAUACAGCAGUGUAACGUUAACCCGCUUCGCACCCGAGCAUGACAUUUGAAGAAAAUGGCCACCGUGUGAGUAUGGUCUAUACCACUGGCAAUGGCUGCGACCAUUGUUUCACUUAACUUGUUUAAACAUUACAUAUAUGUACUAUAAAAACAUACUGUAACUCUCCAUGGUACUGUAUACUACAUAAAAUAAUUUUCUCCAAGCUUAAGAUAUGAAUGAAGCAGCAAGGUAGAAUGUUCUUUUCUUUUCACCAGGCUCUGUAGGAGAAUGUAUUAAUAGAAAAUAAGUCUUAAUUGUGUCGGCAGGAGACGAGGAUAGAUUGAAUGACAUAACGGCAUUAACCUCAGCCAAACUAAAAAGCUGAGUCAAUUGCUGUCACCCACACCAUGAUAAAUAAAGGGAUGCUAUACCACAUCAUCACUGGUUCAUCCAUGUAGCCAGAUCCUCUGUCAUGAGAUUUGCACAAAAAAUAAAGCUGCUGAGUGAAUGUUCCA
Molecule: messenger RNA, 4220 nt
Organism: Acanthopagrus latus (yellowfin seabream)
Lineage: Eukaryota; Metazoa; Chordata; Actinopteri; Spariformes; Sparidae
Gene: slc33a2
Product: major facilitator superfamily domain containing 3
Exons: 6
Coding region: 221-1486 (421 amino acids)
Biological process (GO): transmembrane transport
Cellular component (GO): membrane
Molecular function (GO): transmembrane transporter activity
Source: RefSeq, a predicted model, not a curated record